This is a messenger RNA of Akanthomyces muscarius, 951 nucleotides long. RefSeq lists its product as uncharacterized. Lineage: Eukaryota; Fungi; Ascomycota; Sordariomycetes; Hypocreales; Cordycipitaceae. The coding region runs from base 1 to 951 and encodes 316 amino acids. The transcript has 6 exons. The record is from RefSeq and is a predicted model, not a curated record.
AUGCCGGCCGAGUCCGAUUGCCCUGUCACUACUCCUCCCGCGGACGACGCUACCCCGUCGAUGGAGCCGGUGCUGAGGCGCAUUGCCAACAUGGAAGAGGCCAUUGCCAACCACCAUAAAGACGGGCUUCGUCAAGAGGCGAGCACGGCACCUAGCUCGUCCGUUGACGAUAUAUCAGCUGUCGCUAGGCACAUUGCCGGGAUGAAGAGCUGUCUCGAGGCUUUCCGUGAGUACAUCAGCGAGCUGAGGCGUCUCAUGAGGAGAGCCCGUGCCGCUGACACCGGGGAGAGGCGCGCGGCCAGCCCUGCCGGGGACCCUGCUGCCUCGCGUGCUCCCGCUCCACGUCAAGAGGGCGCUACUUCCGACACGGGGGUUCUCGUGCGCAAAGACCAUGUUUUCGACACCGAGACGGAGGCCGUGGUGAGCAACGCCGAGCACCCUGCUGCUCAGCCUCCUCCUACGCAGCGCCCUCCAGCUCAGCAGUUUCCCGCCCAAGGUCCUUUUCCUGAGGGCCCUCCUGCUCAAUAUCUUCCCGCCCAGGGUCCUUUUCCUGAGGGCCCUCCUGCUCAAUAUUUUCCCUCUCAGCAGCCUUUUACUCGGGGCCCUCCUUUUAGCGUCCUCCUGCUCAGUAUUUUCCCGCUCAAGGUCCUUUUCCUAAGGGCCCUCCGGCUCAAUAUUUUCCCCCUCAGCAUUCUUUCACUCAGGGCCCUCCUGUUCAGCGUCCUCCAGCUCAGUACUUUCCCGACCAAGGUGCUUUUCCUGAGGGCCCUCCUGCUACGUUUCAAGAGCGCUUCACUAUCUCUACUGGCAAUGAGCAGUCUGGUCGGCAAGUCGAGGCAAGUCAGUCAUGGAGGAUGUAUGUUCCGGAGCAUAUCCCUUCCAUUUAUACUCGAUGCUAUAUCUUAUCAGUAUCUUAUACUGAGUCACAAUUUACCAGAUACCUUAGGCUAG